Molecule: messenger RNA, 735 nt
Organism: Micromonas commoda
Lineage: Eukaryota; Viridiplantae; Chlorophyta; Mamiellophyceae; Mamiellales; Mamiellaceae
Exons: 1
Coding region: 1-735 (244 amino acids)
Source: RefSeq, a predicted model, not a curated record
AUGAAGCGAUCUGUGUCGUGGGCGCUCGCGCUCUUGGUCGUCGUGAUUGUAUCGCCGGCGUGCGAUGUUGGGGCAAUAGACUCCAUCGAUGCUAUUCCCCUGGGCGCGGGCGCAUCGCGCGACGCUCCGUGCGCGGGCACCAGGUCCGACCCGUCGCCGUGCCAGGAGCUUCGCCCGAGGGAGUCGCUGAACGCGCAGACGCUAGCGAUAGGGGGCGCGCCGCGGCUUUACAGACUGACGGGACUGCACCCGGAAUCGGCGUACGAGGUCAGGGUGUCGUACCCGGCAACGAAUCCCGCGGACGUGAGGGUGCGGAUCGUCGACCCGGGUGUACAAAUUUCAAAAUCCGGGAGCAGAGGCGGGGGCCUGAGGCGGCUGCUCAACGUGGAGAAGAUGGUCGCGUCUGCGCGCGAGCUCGCCGAGGCAGUCCAUCCUAAACCGGGUGGUGGGCAUCCUCCCGGGGUGGUCGUCGCGGUGUGGGCGGAACCGAGCGCGUGGCAUCGCGACGGGCCCGCGGGCGCGCCGCGCGAGCUGGUGUUCAACGUCGUCCUCGAGCCAAUGUCGCUCGCGGGGUUGGUGCCGUUCCAGGCGCUUCCCGUGGGUCUAAUCGCGCUCGGGUGCGCCUACGCGGCGCUUUCAAUGGAACCGAUGCUACGGGAACUGGUGUGGGGCGACCUGGUUCGGAGACGGGGUGGGCAGCCGCUGAACUCGCCGCCGCGGGCACGGAAGCGAUAG